Messenger RNA from Helicoverpa armigera (cotton bollworm), 5171 nucleotides. RefSeq names its product G-protein-signaling modulator 2 (gene pins). The transcript is spliced from 10 exons. Lineage: Eukaryota; Metazoa; Arthropoda; Insecta; Lepidoptera; Noctuidae. Gene Ontology annotation, molecular function: GDP-dissociation inhibitor activity; G-protein alpha-subunit binding; identical protein binding. The record is from RefSeq and is a predicted model, not a curated record. Gene Ontology annotation, biological process: establishment of mitotic spindle orientation. The coding region runs from base 183 to 2108 and encodes 641 amino acids. Gene Ontology annotation, cellular component: cell cortex.
UAAAUGAACCAAUCCAUGCCGAUACUACUCCAACUACUCAGAUUUACUUGUGCAACGACUGUUCACGCCCAGCGAAGUUAAAUAACAAAAGUAAAUAAAACACAAUAACUAUGAGAAAAUUCUGAUAGUGUAUAGAUAUUUUUAUUUAGUUUUAUCUUUUCGUUAUUAUAUUAAACCUGAGGAUGUCUGUGAGUGCUAGCGCCGAGAAUCUUUCAACUGACGCACAGAGCUGUGAUGGUGGCUCAAUGUGCCUGGAAUUGGCGCUGGAGGGAGAGCGACUAUGUAAGGCUGGUGACUGCCGAGCAGGAGUUGCAUUCUUCCAAGCCGCUAUUCAAGCAGGCACCGAUGACCUGAGGACCCUAAGUGCCAUAUACAGUCAACUUGGCAAUGCAUACUUUUAUCUUGGUGACUACAUUAUGGCUAUGCAGUAUCAUAAACAUGACUUAACUUUAGCUAGGACAAUGAAUGACAAAUUAGGAGAAGCAAAAGCUUCAGGCAAUUUAGGGAAUACAUUGAAAGUGAUGGGCAAGUUUGCAGAGGCUAUACAAUGCUGUAAGCGUCACUUGGAGAUAUCUCGAGCACUUGGUGACAAGCUGAGCGAGGGACGAGCACUUUACAACCUGGGCAAUGUGUACCAUGCACAAGGCAAGCAACUGGGUCGAGUAGGGCAGAACGACCCAGGCCACUUCCCCCAGGAAGUGCGCGAGUGUCUUCUGCAAGCAGUAUCCUAUUAUGAAGAGAACCUCGAGCUGAUGCGCAGCCUCGGAGACCGGCAGGCCAUGGGUCGCGCUUGCGGCAACCUCGGCAACACGUGCUACCUUUUGGGCGACUUCGCUCGCGCCAUCCGCUACCACACAGAGCGAUUACAAAUCGCUCGAGAAUUCGGCGACAAAGCAGCAGAGAGGCGCGCCAACAGCAAUCUCGGCAACUCCCACAUAUUCCUCGGACAGUUCGAAAAUGCCGCUGAACAUUAUAAACGCACUUUAUCAUUGGCGGAAGAAUUGGGCGAUGCGGCAGUUGAGGCGCAGGCUUGCUACUCUUUGGGCAACACUUACACACUGCUGCGAGAGUACCGCGUCGCCGAAGAAUAUCAUGCACGUCAUCUAGCCGCCGCCCGCCGGCUCCAAGACCGAGUGGGUGAAGGCCGAGCCUGCUGGUCCCUAGGCAAUGCCCACGCAGCACUCGGCAACCAUGAGAAGGCCCUGUACUUCGCCAACGAACACUACAACAUAUCCAAAGAACUUGGUGACGUUCUCGGAAUGGCGACGGCUCAGAUGAACAUCAGCGAUCUGCGUAAGGUGCUUGGGAUGCCAGCGGAGACGGAGUCGCCUCCUGCGCCGACCUCCGACGACGACAGCGCGCCUCGCACGCCCUUCAACGCGCUUCGAGUGAGGCGCCAGAGCAUGGAGCAGUUAUCUCUUAUACAGAUAACACCCGACGCGAAGAAACGAGAAGAAGAAGCCGAGGCUGAAUCUAAGACGGAAAUCGCACGCGCCGAAUCUGAAGACAACCCCGAGUCGUUCUUUGAUCUCGUGCUGAGAUGCCAGUCCGGAAGAAUGGACGAGCAGCGGGCAACGCUUAACUGCAAUAAGGAGAACCGACCGAAGCCGAAACCGGCUGCUACCAAGGUCCCGUGGCCCGCCAUCACCGCUCCUGGCAAAACUAUUGGGUCUAGCGAUGCUAUGCUGGAUAUGAUCAACAACCUGCAAUCCGAGAGAAUGGACUCUCAGCGUGCGGAGUUGCGUCCCGCGCAGAAGAAGCCCAACAAGGAGCCAGCGCCGGGCACCUCGCUGCCGGGCCUGCGCCCCCAGCAUACUACCCGCACCAAGCCCGAGGACGACUUCUUGGAGAUGAUUGCUCGUGUGCAGGGGUCUCGCCUGGAGGAUCAGCGCACUGAACUGCCUCGUCAGCGCACUGAGCAAGCGAAGCCGCGCCCUCGGCCCGAGCAGCCGCAGCAGCAGCAGCAACGCGCCAAGGGAACUGUGCCGGAUGACGACUUCUUCAUGCUGCUCAUGAAGGCUCAGGGCGGCCGCAUGGAGGAUCAACGGGCUUCGAUCCCGGUGAAGGAAAAUCGUUCCAACAAGAACGAUCCCGCCGCGAAGAAGUAAUGUGUCACACCCUCAACGGGCCGUAGCUGUGUGUUGUCCUGCGCGCCUUCUGUCAUCAGCAACGAUACGAUGUUAAUUACUCUUCGCUAAGUUAUCGCACAUUGUACAUAAUAUAUAUUUAGGCGUUUACUUUGCAUGUAUGUUGCGUUUGCGGCCUAACGCCCGGCGAACCCCAAGUACAGUAUCAUAGGUAACUCGGUGGCCAGCAGCCUGGUCACUCGAGGAUGACUCUGAUAGUGCAUAUCAACACUUCAUAGUUAGGAACAAAACUAUACUUAAGAUAUACAACGGUCUAAUACUCGAAUGAUAAAAAUCAAAUCUCCAUCCGGCCACUUUAAUGAAAUCGAUAUCGAUAAUAUUUGAUUUUUAAUAAUUCAUUAAAAUUUUAGAGUAAUCGUAUUCAUAAUCACAAUAUGCUGCUACUUUUUGUAAACUUGUAAGUCGAAUUGAAGUGGUGCACUAAGUGAGGCUAAAUAGGGUUGUUUCCAAUUUUCGGAAAUCUAUUUAGAUAGCUUCUAAAUAAUUUUAAGAUCACCCUCUCUUUCAUUUUUCGUCUCAAAUCUUUUUAUUUUUUAUGUAUUACAUUUUUUUCUAUUUCUCUUAGAAUAUUGCUCAGAAAACGCUAGAUCACGUGACUGUGACGUCAACGUUCUCUGUUCAUUCCUUUACAUUUUAAAGCACAUCUAACGAGAAAAAACUAACAUACCAACUAAUGGAUUUCUUAAUUUUUAUAAUGUAUUUUUAUAAAAUAGCUACAAAAACUAUAAUAUUUUAUACAUAUAAAUUAUUUUUAUACAUUUGCACAAAAAUAAAAUACCUCAAAUGUUUUGAGUUGUGUACGCGGAAAAAUGAAACGGUGCAAAGAAACGUAAAGUUUGUGUUUAUUUAUAUUGAGGUUAUGUUUGUGUCCGCGUUCAAAAAGAUUUGAUGCUUUUUCAAAAAACUUAAAUUAAAUGAAUGUCCAAAAGGUUUGUGUUGUGCGAGACUGGAAAUACGACCAUUAGUGCUCCAAAUAAACUGUUCAUCCACGUUCCGCUGAAAAAUCUUGGUUAUUGGCAAAGAAUUGAGCGACCAUAGAAGAGUCUACUCUUGGCAGAUUGGAACUAUAAGCUUUCAUAAAUCCUUUCUCCAUAAUUCUUUAGCAGUUGUAUCACUUAAAUGCAAUUAACACACAGAACUUCACAGAAGCAAAUAAACAAAACAUUAAUUCUGAGGUUAUUUCGAUAUAUCUGUCACAGAGAGAAUGACGUCAUCGGUCUCUUCUCGUCGUUUUUAAUGGCGUGACGUCAUAGGCUCUAAAUUAAGAUUUCAUAAAUUAAUUAAAAAAUAUAUGGUCAGUUAUAAAUAAUAUGAUAUAGCUUAUCGUGUUUCUAGUUUUGUGAACUUUCGGUGCAUUUAUUUAUUUUUAACUAAAUGAAUACUAGGAAACAACCCUAUUAUAGGUACAUGAUAACAAUGAUAUGAUAUUCGUCCGUUGCUAAAUAAUUUACUUUGCUACGUAAGUGCCUGACGUCUAUGUCAUUUUGUUAUUUAUAAGUACCUAUUUGUUAAAGCUUUUAACACUUUUGUGUGUACUCACUAUUUUUAAUUACACCAAUAUUUUAUGCUUUAAGUGACUUUGUGUCGAUAAAUUAAUCAUCAUUAUGAAUUUUUAUCUCAUAGACGAUAUUUAUAUUAAAGAUUUUAUUCGGUUAAUUAUUUUUUACUUAUUUACAUGACGUAGUCUUUUGGCAGACGAAUAAUAAUUCAUAUUAAAGAUAUUUUCCCAAUUUCUAAUGUUAAUUAAGGUAAAAUUAUGUCGCUCCACUUUUGGCAAUAAUGUUAUUUAUCAAUUUACACAAACUUUAGUUUUAAGUUGUAGUUUUAGGUGACCAAUAUCAAUAAUGUUUAGUUAAUUGUCAGUUAUAAUGAGUUAUGUAUGUUGUCAGUAACGAAUCACUGCGCAUCGUAUCGUGCUAGUCCGCCUCCGCCUCUCGUCACGCUCUCUGUGGCACCUCCACACUUUGUCAACGUCGCUAACUGCUCGAUGUCAUCACUAUUCCAAAUUCUUGUUGGACAGUCCACAACAUUGACUGAAUUAUAUUCUUUUUUCAUUUUAAUAACAAUGUAUUAACGAGGAACCAAAAACUAUGGUUCUCAAAAUUCAUUCCAAAUGCAUUUACUGUGUAUUUUAUUUUAUAUUUUCAAUCAAGGAUCAAUUUAUAAUGUCUAUUCUAUUAAUUGACUACUAAUAAAAUUUUACAGUUCAUCAACAUCCGUCUCUUCAAUGCAUAAAGUCCGUUUUUUAAUCAAAUUAGUAAAUUGACAUAUUUUUGGAAAGAUUAUACAUAAAAAUUAUUAUGUAUUUCGAUUGAUAUUUAAUUAUCACACAUCAAAAUUAUUACUAAGAAAAAAGAUGUAAACUAAAAUAAAUAAAAAUUAUAAAUGUUCCCUUGAGAUGAUAAAAGUUCAGUAUUCGGCAAAAAAUCUGACACCCUGAUUUUGAAAUUUGACAUUACCACUUGGCAAUUUACUAAAUUGAGUUAAAAACGGUCUUUAGGUACAACUUUCGUGCUCUUUUUAAAAUCUGCGUGUUGUUUCCCCAGUGCUAAUGUGAUUCAAUAACCAAAUUGUUGUACUUUACUGUCAUUCUAUGUGGAUAAAAAAAGUUCAUGUGUUAAAAAUAACAUCACAACUAUUUCGACCACGGUUUUGGAUCAAUUUAUAUUACACUGACUGGCAAAAGCCACACUGAUUGUGGAGAUGAAAUUUAUGUCAAAUACACCAGUUUGUCGAUGAACUAAGACUAGAGCCCACGCCACUAUUGAAGUUCCUACACGACGAUAAUAUCCUUGUAAAAUCACCGCAAUAAUUGUACAUUUUACGAUUAUACAACCCAUCAAAUCUGCAGGACUUCUUUCGUGACGCGCUCUUAAAUUAAUAAGCAUUUUGAUUUUUAACAAUGAACAGUUUUGAAAACUAUUUGAAAAUAAUUUUUGUUCAUUGUAAAUAAACUUAAUCUAAAGUAAUAUAUAAGUGAUUGUUAUUGAAGGCCAAUAAAUGCCAAAUUGCACAUUGAACUAA